This is a messenger RNA of Penicillium canariense, 381 nucleotides long. RefSeq lists its product as uncharacterized. The record is from RefSeq and is a predicted model, not a curated record. Bases 1 to 381 code for a protein of 126 amino acids. The transcript has a single exon. Lineage: Eukaryota; Fungi; Ascomycota; Eurotiomycetes; Eurotiales; Aspergillaceae.
AUGAAGUUCAUCGUUGCUCUCUGCUCCGUAUUUGCGGCAACCAUUUCUGCUUCACCACUGGAAGCUCGCUCCCAAUCCGUCACUGUGGCGCUCUCCAAUGAUCAAUCAGGCGCAUACUCAGGAGUUUCCUUCUCUGCCGAUGGUACCGAUAAGACUAUCCCAUCGCUCUAUGGUGGAACAUCCGUGGGAUCAGGCGGCCAUGUCAAGGCUUCAUCUAUCCAAUUGACCGCCUUCCCCCAGACUAUUAGCUGCAUCCUUAGAAACAAUGGAGCUACUCUCACCACUUUGACUGCUCAGCACACAUUUGCCGACCUGGAUGGAAACCCCAAUGCCGCUAUUCCAGUGGAUCUCAGUGGCGCAGUAAUUAACUGCCAUGCCUAA